Messenger RNA from Ostrea edulis (European flat oyster), 2414 nucleotides. Its product is annotated as kelch domain-containing protein 8B-like. Gene Ontology annotation, molecular function: protein binding. The record is from RefSeq and is a predicted model, not a curated record. The transcript has 6 exons. NCBI's taxonomy places the organism in Eukaryota, Metazoa, Mollusca, Bivalvia, Ostreida, Ostreidae. The coding region runs from base 367 to 1404 and encodes 345 amino acids.
UCAUGAAAUAAACAACUCGAAUACGAAGAUAAGAUACUACCACAUAAGCAUGCAUGUCCACCACUUUAUUUUAGGGUAGUUUAUCGAAUACGGAAGUAGAGUUUUAAUUAAUUUCACGAUAAUUACUAAUCAAAUCAAAUUCAGCUUACGGACUUUACUUUAUGUAUGAAACAAUAUCAAAGAUGCAAGCAGUAACUCUUGACAAGCGUUUUGGAGUUUAUUCAUUGGUGCUUGCAAGCAAUAUUUUCGACAACCCCUUCCUAAGGGAAAAGGGACGAACAGGAUCAAGGCGAAGGAGGGGAGGGUGUGAAAAAGAAUAAAAAAAGAGGAGAAUUAAACUGGUAUUGAAGUUGUAAAGAUAUCAAAAUGGCAAGUGGAACAUACACUUGGGAGACGAUGAAAAAGAUGCACAACCCCCGUGUGUUCGCAACUCCUCUAGUCUACGAAGGAAACAUCUACAUCAUUGGAGGUUGUGACCAGUUAGGAACACCUUUAGAUACCUGUGAAUAUUAUGAGACUGCCAAGAGAAAGUGGCACAUUCUUCCAAGCAUGCAAACAAAGAGAGCAGCCCCUGCAGCUCAGUUAGUGGGAGACAAGAUAGUGGUUGUGGGAGGGGUAGGGGAGACCCAGGCUCCUGUUGACGCAGUGGAAGUGUACGAUAUCAAAGCUAAAAAAUGGUCAACAAUGGAGUCACUAACUGAACCACUGCAGGGAGUUUCUUCUGUAGUAAAAGAUAAUCAGUUUCUUGUGAUGGGAGGAAUGUCAGAUGACUCUAAUCCAAAGGACCACUUUUGGAGCUAUGAUGCAGAGAGCAACAAAUGGAAAGCUUUGCCAUCCAUGCCUACACCUAGAUAUGCUUCAGCAGCUUUUGAAAUUAACAACAAACUUUACGUAAUAGGAGGACGUCAGGGAAAGUUGCCAUGCCUGGCUGUAGAGGUCUUUGAUUUUGAGACUAACAAAUGGUCCAAACUCCCAGAUAUCCCUAGCAAGAGAGUCUUCCCUAAUUAUGUGAGAGCGGGAACCUGCAUCAUCACUGUGGGUGGACUAAACCAGCCAGCCUCUGAUGGUUUUUCUCAAACAUGUGAGGUGUUUGACACAGCAGCAGAGAACCCACAAUGGAUAGUAGGUAGCAACAUGCCAACGAAGCGAGGAGACUUUGCCAUUGGUGUGGUUGGUGGGAAGGUGGUCUGUGCUGGAGGCCUCGGAAGUCAGGGCAAACCAGUACAAGUUGUUGAGGCCUACGAUUGGCAGACAAACACAUGGACAGAGAUCAAAGCCUCCCCCACCACACACUCCUCGUGUGCUUUCACCAUGCUCAAGGACAGACUGUUUUUGAUUGGAGGUCUGUCCCUUGGAGGUCCUAGUUCCUCCAUGGAAGCCUUAAGCUUUAAACCGGACAAGUGAUAUUUACUGCAGUAUUAAAACUUCUUUCUUUCUAAUUACUUUCUAAGAGCUGAUGAAACCUUCCGCACUAUGUAUUUGCAGAAUUAUCACGAUUCUUACUUUAUCCUCACUGUUUGAAGAUCUUGAUUAUUUAGUAUCCCUUCACAAUCCACUGUGAGAGUAACAGAACCGCUCAUGUGUGUGUAACACUGACCUUGUAGACACAGUUUUUUGCUUGAUUGAUUUGAUACUUUACAUGUAGGUAUGUUAUCAAGAGAGGAAGAACCCAUAUUGAUUUUGGGAUAAGGAAAGUCAAAGGUUAAGUUCACUAUGGGACUUCAUGGAAAAAGCUUGUAAACAUGCACUCUACAGGGUAUAUGUUUAGCUUGAUUGAUUCGAUACUUCAUAUGUAGACCCUAUAGAUUUUUGGGUCAAAAGGUUAAAGGUCAAGGUCACCACAAGACUUCAUUCGAAAUCAUUGUGAGGGGAUAUGCCCCACCUUGCUGAGCUCUUGUUAUAUUAGAUACACAAGCACAUAUAGUGUUAUUUUGAGUGUUUGUUUAUUUUUAUAUGCAGCAUGGAUCCACAUUUUACUGUUGUUAGAUAUUAGAGGGUAAUUGAACAUAUUUUGGUGAAUAUUGAUACUUUCUAAAUAAAAUAUUGAAAACUUUUUGCGUGCAAUAAUGUUAAUUUGUACUUGGAACGUUUCGGUAGGGAUUGUAUUAUUUCAUGAAAAUUUGGCAUUCAACAAUGGCUCGGAUACUGCAUGCUAAUUGCUGCUCAAAAAUUUAGGAGCAUUUCAUAAUUAAGAAAAUAGUGCCUAUAUAUACUCUGUAAAAACAGUUAUCUCUGUGCACGUAUUCAUGCUAACUCAGCUUUGUUGCACUUUUGAUGGUCUUGAUUUUCUCGACAUUUCCAGUAUUUCUAUAUACAUGCUUUUUCAACACACUUAUACCCAUGCAUAUAAUUCAGAGUGUUUUUGUGUGUGAAAACUAUAGAAAUUAGUGCAAUAAAUAGGAUAGAUGAAUUUA